Sorghum bicolor (sorghum) is the source of this 1660-nucleotide messenger RNA. RefSeq names its product serine/threonine-protein phosphatase PP1. Gene Ontology annotation, cellular component: cytoplasm; nucleus. The transcript is spliced from 3 exons. The record is from RefSeq and is a predicted model, not a curated record. The coding region runs from base 271 to 1245 and encodes 324 amino acids. Gene Ontology annotation, molecular function: protein serine/threonine phosphatase activity. NCBI's taxonomy places the organism in Eukaryota, Viridiplantae, Streptophyta, Magnoliopsida, Poales, Poaceae.
CAACCGCCACGCCAGUCCAAGUUACACGCCUUGUCACGCAGUCCGUGGAGGACUCGGCGCAACCCAGCAACCCCCUCAUCCCCUCUUCGCUCACACGCUCCCAUCCCGUGUCGUCUCCCCGUCGAUCGGCGAAAAAAAGGCUUUAAGCGAGCCGCUAGGGUUUAGCAGCUUCCACUCUUGAGCGAGGGUUUAUCCGCGAGGGGGCGGCGCGAGGGGGCGGCGGCUUGAGCUAGGGUUUCCCUCUGACCCCGUUCCCUUCCCGGCGAGGCGAUGGACGAGGCGGCGGUCGACGACUUGAUCCGGCGGCUCCUCGAGGCCCGCGGCGGGCGCACCCCGCGGAACGCGCAGGUGACCGACGCCGACAUCCGGCGCCUCUGCGCCGCCGCCAAGGAUGUGUUCCUCCAACAACCCAACCUCCUGGAGCUCGAGGCCCCCAUCAAGAUAUGCGGGGAUGUCCAUGGACAAUAUUCAGAUCUUCUUCGAUUAUUUGAGUAUGGUGGCUAUCCACCAGACGCAAAUUAUCUGUUCUUGGGUGACUAUGUUGAUAGGGGGAAACAGAGCAUAGAAACAAUAUGCCUUCUGUUGGCGUACAAGUUAAAGUAUCCAGAAAACUUCUUCCUCCUCAGGGGAAACCAUGAAUGCGCCUCGAUCAACCGGAUAUAUGGGUUCUUUGAUGAGUGCAAGAGGAGAUUCAAUGUCCGUAUCUGGAAGAUAUUCACUGAGUGCUUUAAUUGCCUCCCUGUGGCUGCGCUUAUUGAUGAUAAGAUCUUUUGCAUGCAUGGGGGGUUGUCUCCUGAACUUAAGAACAUGGAUCAGAUACGUAACAUUUCUCGUCCGGUGGAUGUUCCUGACGUUGGUCUCCUUUGUGAUUUGCUAUGGUCGGACCCCGAGAAAGAGCUUGAUGGGUGGGGUGAGAAUGACAGGGGUGUUUCCUACACAUUUGGAGCUGAUAUAGUUGCCGAGUUCCUUCAGAAACAUGAUCUAGAUUUGAUCUGCAGGGCCCACCAGGUUGUGGAGGAUGGGUAUGAAUUUUUUGCAAACCGCCAGCUUGUAACAAUAUUCUCAGCACCAAACUACUGUGGAGAGUUCGACAAUGCUGGUGCACUGAUGAGCAUUGAUGACUCCCUAGUAUGUUCGUUCCAGAUUCUCAAGCCUUCAGAAAAGAAAGGAAAAGCAGGAACUUCCAACAUGUCAAAACCUGGAACACCUCCCAGGAAGAUAAAAAUAAGUGUUACUCGAAUUUAGCCAGAUUCUCGAUAUCAAAUUGGAUUUGAGAAGUUGUGAUUAAGUGCUCCCCCAAACUUGUUAUGGUAGGGUUUUUGGUGGUCUUAACAUGGUGUUAAACUGUGGACUGCCGUGCCUCAUGUCUCUGAUCAAGUCUGAUGCGAAUGUAUCCUGGUGUGGACUGCCGUGCCUCAUGUCUCUGAUCAAGUCUGAUGCGAAUGUAUCCUGGUGUUUUGCCAACCAAAAAAGAUCAUGCUAACAGAAACUUUCGUUUUUUUUUUAUUGUGGUCUUAUGUUCUUAUUGCCCAACAAAAGGAACACGUUUAUUUUGGGUGGCAUUGUUUGCGGAGAUUGUGCCUUUUGUACUUAACCUGUACGGUUUGUCCUUGGAAAUGCUUUGUCCUUGGAAAUGCUAACUAACAGCAAAUGCCUUUUA